AUGUUGUCAAAACGCGUCGUCGCGCUUGCUCGCGGAAGGGCAACUGCGACUCUUUCGAAAAACGCUGUUCCUCUAUCGCGCGGAUGGGAGGCUGCAAGUUCAUAUACAAGACGCGCACAAUUCCACAGUACCAACCUUCUUCAGGAUGAGGUCGUGAAGGUCCCACAAAUGGCGGAGUCCAUAUCGGAGGGCACUCUUAAGUCGUGGCUGAAGAAACCAGGUGAAGCAGUCGAGGCGGAUGAGGAGGUUGCCACCAUCGAGACCGACAAGAUCGACAUAUCAGUGAACGCCCCCGCUGCUGGCAAGAUCAUAGAACACCUUGCGAACGAGGAGGACACCGUCACCGUCGGUCAGGAUCUCUUCAAGUUCGAGCCUGGUGCAGCUGGGGACGCCCCAACCGACCCUACACCCUCCCCUCCUUCUUCUGAGCAGCCUAAACAGGAGAAAGCCGAUGAAGCCGAACCUAAAGACCAACAAGUCGACAAAGACACGCCUCCUCCUCCCGCGCCACAGGGUGGCGCACAAGGUGGUAGGCCAUCGGACGCGGGUGAGAGCAAGAAGGACGUGAAGGAGACUUCAAAACCUGCGCCUGAGAAGAAGGAGAGUAAACCGAAAGCGAAGGAAGAGAAGCCAUCGACACCUCCCGUUGCUGGAAGCCGCAAUGAGACUAGGGUCAAGAUGAACCGCAUGCGCCUGCGUAUUGCCGAGCGUCUGAAGGAGUCCCAGAAUGCUGCAGCCUCGCUCACGACGUUCAAUGAGAUCGAUAUGUCGUCGUUGAUGGAUAUGAGGAAGAAGUACAAGGACCAGAUCCUGAAGGAGCACGAUGUCAAGCUUGGGUUCAUGAGUGCGUUCGCGAAGGCUUCAUGUUUGGCUCUCAAGGAGAUCCCAUCUGCGAACGCUUCUAUCGAGGGCGACGAGAUCGUAUACCGCGACUAUGUCGACUUGAGCGUGGCGGUCGCCACUCCCAAAGGUCUCGUCACGCCCGUCGUCAGGAACGCGGAGUCCAUGUCUUUCCUUGACGUCGAGAAGGAGAUUGUUUCUCUCGGCAAGAAGGCAAGGGAUGGAAAGCUGACCUUGGAGGAUAUGGCUGGUGGUUCGUUCACCAUUUCCAACGGUGGCGUGUUUGGCUCGCUAUAUGGAACCCCUAUCAUCAACCUGCCUCAGGCUGCUGUUCUCGGUGCGUUCUUGUUUCUUACGUUCAUAUCCGAGCGUCUUUCCCUCGAGCACAUCGUCACUUCCCACGGCCGGCAAACACGCCGUUCUCGCUCGUUCUACGUUCCCUUUUGGGGCGAGUGA
This is a messenger RNA of Stereum hirsutum FP-91666 SS1, 1296 nucleotides long. Its product is annotated as dihydrolipoamide succinyltransferase. NCBI's taxonomy places the organism in Eukaryota, Fungi, Basidiomycota, Agaricomycetes, Russulales, Stereaceae. The coding region runs from base 1 to 1296 and encodes 431 amino acids. Gene Ontology annotation, biological process: tricarboxylic acid cycle. The record is from RefSeq and is a predicted model, not a curated record. The transcript is spliced from 9 exons. Gene Ontology annotation, cellular component: oxoglutarate dehydrogenase complex. Gene Ontology annotation, molecular function: dihydrolipoyllysine-residue succinyltransferase activity.